Molecule: messenger RNA, 1992 nt
Organism: Gastrolobium bilobum
Lineage: Eukaryota; Viridiplantae; Streptophyta; Magnoliopsida; Fabales; Fabaceae
Product: alpha-1,6-mannosyl-glycoprotein 2-beta-N-acetylglucosaminyltransferase
Exons: 2
Coding region: 331-1632 (433 amino acids)
Biological process (GO): protein N-linked glycosylation; oligosaccharide biosynthetic process
Cellular component (GO): Golgi membrane; Golgi stack
Molecular function (GO): alpha-1,6-mannosylglycoprotein 2-beta-N-acetylglucosaminyltransferase activity
Source: RefSeq, a predicted model, not a curated record
CUUUGUGCUUGCAGUUCAAACCUCUCCCUCUCUCUUUCUGUGUAUCGUGUUUUCUAAGUUUGAUUCCAAAACCCUCUUUUGCUCUUCAAGUCUUCUCUCCCCUAUUGACCAUUUUGAUCCUCUUCUUCAACCAUAACCAUGCCCUCCUCUUCCACACUCCAUUUCUGAUCCCAUACCCACAUGGGUCUUUCACCUUUUGCUGCCACAACCUCGGUUUCUUCAUUUGAUUCUACUCCAAAGUGCAAGGGCAAGUGCAAAAUUUUGUUCUUUUGCUACAACUAGAAGUGGGUUUUGGCUGGCUUCUUCAAUCAAGGCCAUCAUAGUUGUAUUAUGAUGGCUGCUUCCAAGAAACCCCGCCUUAAAGUUGUGGCUUUGCGCCGUCUGUUAUCUGUGGUGUUUAUUACUUUAUGUGGGGUUUUGCUACUGAUAUUUCUCCUUGGAUCAAAUUCAACAUCAACCAUUGGGGCUCAGGAUUUUGACAAUGUUGAUGAUGGUUCUGGAUAUCAUCAUGACUUGAAGCUUACAAACUUGCAUAGCCUCCCUCAACAGAAUGACUUGUCACUUAAAUUGGAAAAGCUAAAUGGGUUGCCUCCAAGAAACUUGGAUUUGUAUCCAACUCUUGCCAAGGACCCUAUCAUUGUUGUUCUGUAUGUUCACAACCGGCCUCAGUAUCUGAAAGUAGUUGUUAAGAGCCUUUCCCAGGUGGUAGGGAUUAAUGAGACUUUACUUAUUGUUAGUCAUGAUGGGUACUUUGAGGAUAUGAACAAGAUCAUUGAUGGUAUCAGAUUUUGCCAAGUUAAACAGAUAUAUGCUCCCUAUUCGCCUCAUCUGUUUUCUAAUCGGUUUCCUGGGGUCUCGGCUACUGACUGCAAGGACAAAGAUAAUGCCGAAGAAAAACAUUGCGAGGGGAAUCCUGAUCAGUAUGGAAACCACCGCUCACCAAAGAUUGUAUCGUUGAAGCAUCAUUGGUGGUGGAUGAUGAACACUAUAUGGGAUGGAUUGAGAGAGACAGGAGAGCAUUCUGGACAUAUUCUUUUCAUUGAAGAAGAUCACUUCAUAUUUCCCAAUGCAUAUCGCAAUCUGCAGAUCCUAACUUCAUUGAAGCCUAAAAAAUGCCCUAAUUGUUAUGCUGCUAAUUUAGCACCUUCUGAUGUGAAGUCAAGAGGUGAAGGUUGGGCGAGUUUAAUUGCGGAGAGAAUGGGAAAUGUUGGUUACUCUUUCAAUCGAACUGUUUGGAGGAAAAUUCACAAUAAAGCUAGAGAAUUUUGUUUCUUUGAUGACUAUAAUUGGGAUAUCACAAUGUGGGCAACUGUUUAUCCCUCAUUUGGUAGUCCUGUUUACUCAUUACGAGGUCCUAUGACUAGUGCCGUUCACUUUGGGAAAUGUGGUUUGCAUCAGGGUCAGGGGGAGAAUAAGGCUUGCAUUGAUAAUGGCAUGGUGAACAUUGAUGUAGGAGAGCUUGACAGGGUUUCUAAUAUUGUAUCAGAUUGGGAAGUCCACAUCUUUAAAAACCAGCCUGGUUAUAAAGCUGGGUUUAAGGGUUGGGGAGGCUGGGGAGAUAAUCGAGACCGCCGUUUAUGCUUGAGUUUUGCCAACAUGUAUCACUCCAUAGGAACUACAUCUCCUUGGUAAGGGCUAAGUUUCUGGCUGUUUCUUCCUCUCUUUUUCUUCUUCUCUCUCUCAAUUUUUUUUUUUCUUUUUUUUUGGUUUAUUAUAUCACAGUUUGAGUAGAUUAGAUUCUUCAAUACAGGAAUUCAUAUUAGUCCUUUACAAAUGGUGUUAGGGUUCAUAAUUACUUUGAUAACUACCUCGUAAUCUUAUGUACUGGUUGUAACACUGAAUGGAUAUUCAACUUGGUUAUUUCCCCAUGAAGGGAGCUUUUGUAUUAUGUGAACUGAUCUCUCUCUCCAUGUGCUCUUUCAUAAAGCUUAGGGUGUGGGAGACUGCUUUAUAGGAGCCUUUGAGACCGUAAAUUUUCUUUAUUUAUGUUUU